This is a messenger RNA of Manihot esculenta (cassava), 1387 nucleotides long. RefSeq names its product nuclear speckle splicing regulatory protein 1. Gene Ontology annotation, biological process: regulation of alternative mRNA splicing, via spliceosome. The record is from RefSeq and is a predicted model, not a curated record. The transcript has 6 exons. NCBI's taxonomy places the organism in Eukaryota, Viridiplantae, Streptophyta, Magnoliopsida, Malpighiales, Euphorbiaceae. Bases 348 to 1280 code for a protein of 310 amino acids.
GGGUCGGAUCGAUGCUUUUGGUACAAUUGCUCAGGGAACUAGUUUUUCUCGGACCCUGAAUAUUGGAUUCGGCUGCUGUCUGCGAUUUCGGAACCUCGAUCUCGCCGAGGCAAACACCUAGGAAGAAUUACAGCCUCUCUACUGUGUUUCUUCUUUUCCCUUAUUGUUCCUUCUCCUCUCUGCUCUGCCAAACAAGGUUUCUGACUUUUGCUCCACUUUAAGCGUGCCUUUCAGAUCCUCUCCUGCUCUGCAUUUGUCUGUGGAGAAGAGCAAGAAAUUAUUGUUGAGCUGUAUUCUGAGAUAUCAUACCUUACUCAGAGAUAGUUCAGUGAAGAAGAACAAGUGAAAUGCAAAAGUAUGGUUUGCAGCUGAGGGUUAAGCCCCAGCAGGCCAAAAAGCCACCAAGAGCUCCUCUUCCAGCGCCUGUUGGUUUUCAUGAUGAUGAUGAUGAGGAUAAUGUUGAAAAGGAGAUUUCACGGCAGGCCACCAAGAACAAGUCCCUUAAGGAUAUUGAGGAGCAGCAUAAGAAAGCAUUGGAAGAGGAUCCUUCAGUUUUUGAUUAUGAUGGAGUUUAUGAUAAGAUGAAACUAAAAAUUGCUCAACCACGAGAACAAGAUCGUGAAGAAAGAAAGCCUAAAUAUAUUCAAGCUUUGAUCAAGAAAGCAGAACAACGACAGCGAGAACAUGAGAUCAUAUAUGAGAAAAAACUUGCUAAAGAAAGAAGCAAAGAUGAUCACUUACAUGCAGACAAGGACAAAUUUGUCACGAGUGCUUACAAGAAAAAACUUGCAGAGCAGGCAAAAUGGAUGGAGGAAGAGCGUAUGCGUCAAUUUCGAGAGGAGAAAGAGGAUGUUACUAAGAAAAGUGAUUUGAGUGAGUUCUACUUCAAUCUUGGAAAAAAUGUUGCAUAUGGUGCAAAAGACAUAGAGUCAAGGAAGCAAGAGAAACAAGCUGAAGUGAGAAAGCCAGAGAAGUUGGACGAUAAGCUGUCCGCAGGUACAUCUGAAAGAGUUCAUCCUCUACAAGAGUCAGUUGUGGAGUCUUCCAGGGUGAAAGAGGGGCAUCCGUCUGAUCCUCCUCCUGGGAGAAAUUCGGAGUCCUUAGACCUUAAACCAGUUCCUGAUGAACCAGUUAUGGACACAUUGGUUCAAGAUAAAGCUUCAUCUGAGCAACCUGCAACUAAUGAACCAAAGCAAGACCAUCAUAAACGAAAUGAGGAUGCACUAGCUGCAGCUAAAGAACGUUUUUUGGCACGGAAGAAAGCAAAGCAACAACUGUGAAUGUUCUUUCUGUCUGUAUGUAAUGUGAUUGAAAUUCAAGAGGGAUUUCUUUCCUGUUUUUUUUAUUGAGAACACGUGAUUACUGAUUAGUAUUAUUAUUAUUAUUA